Molecule: messenger RNA, 492 nt
Organism: Perkinsus marinus ATCC 50983
Lineage: Eukaryota; Perkinsozoa; Perkinsida; Perkinsidae
Exons: 3
Coding region: 1-492 (163 amino acids)
Source: RefSeq, a predicted model, not a curated record
AUGGGUCGGCUGAAGAGUUGCCUUCGGAGCACGAUGGGCCAGGAAAGAUUAGAGUCCAUGAUGCGCUGUCACAUUCAUAGGGACACGUUGUAUGAGCUAGACCUCAAAAAGCCAAUUCCACGCGAAUGGCUCACUUCAGACCCUUCGAACUUUUAUAGAUCACUGAAGGCUCAGUACGAGAUCGAGCACAAAGUUGAUGUUAUGAUGGCCACUGAAAGCCCCGACCAAGUAGAGACCGAGAUGGACGGCUUUGGUGACUAUGUUACUGAGAAGUGGCUCAAUUUGCAUUAUACUCUCCUCGGCAAAUAUCAGAAUGGUUAUUCUGAUUGGGGUUAUACUCAAGUUGGCUAUGGCCCAUCUACUGAGUGGCUCGAUGCUGCUGGCUUCCAGGACUUCCAAGCCACUCCGGAGCAGUUUACUGAACUGAGACGUCGUUACAAGAAGACUCAGAAGGAGGCCGAUGAAAUCCGUGACUCGGCAUUGAAUGCAUGA